UUUUCUGACUUCUGAUCUGAGGAUAAAUGUUUAUUCCUGCCAAUUUGUCAAAAACUCCUUAUUAUUUGGCUUUUUCGUAAAUACUGUGAUUAUUCUAAAUAAUCACAGUAGGUAAAAUUUAUAUUACCACCUUAGACUCAAAAUUUAAGUAUUUAUAUUAGAAAAUAAACUUUUCAACAUCAUGGGGCAAAUUAUGGGAACUUUUAAUACCCGACAUCUAGACUUACAUAUGGAUGAUAAACCGACUUUUAACCCUCAGGAUGGAUUUUCAUACGAAAGAAAACAGCGAGAGAUGGUAGCCAAAGAAGAAGAUUUAAUUUCUGCGAAAAUUCCUCCAAAGUAUCGUGACUAUUGCUCCCAUUACUUGCUGGAAUAUCAAGUAUGCCGAUAUAAAAAUAUGCCACUGGUUUACAAAUGUGCUCAUGAGAAACACGAUUAUUUAAAUUGUGAACACGAAGAUUAUAUUCUGCGGAUGAAGGAAUUUGAGCGGGAACGCCGUCUACGUGUUCGUGAAAAUCGCCUUGUAGGAGUUGCUUAAUUUAUUAAAACCAAAUGUAAAUAAAGAAAUAGAUUGAUUCAGUAAUGAA
This is a messenger RNA of Colias croceus (clouded yellow), 587 nucleotides long. RefSeq names its product NADH dehydrogenase [ubiquinone] 1 beta subcomplex subunit 7-like (gene ND-B18). The record is from RefSeq and is a predicted model, not a curated record. Gene Ontology annotation, cellular component: mitochondrion. Bases 182 to 538 code for a protein of 118 amino acids. The transcript has 3 exons. NCBI's taxonomy places the organism in Eukaryota, Metazoa, Arthropoda, Insecta, Lepidoptera, Pieridae.